This is a messenger RNA of Dermacentor albipictus, 685 nucleotides long. It is a transcript of the gene l(1)10Bb, whose product is annotated as BUD31-like protein. The record is from RefSeq and is a predicted model, not a curated record. Lineage: Eukaryota; Metazoa; Arthropoda; Arachnida; Ixodida; Ixodidae. Gene Ontology annotation, biological process: mRNA splicing, via spliceosome. Gene Ontology annotation, cellular component: spliceosomal complex; nucleus.
AUUGCUCUGGCUGCGUUAUGGUGGCUGUGCGUUGACGGUGCGUUUGUAGUGCUCAAUGGUGGUGUUUUAACAUGUAGUGGUCGGCCUUGCUAGUGGUGUUGUGCUUGUGUGAUUGAUUAGACGAAGCAGUUGGUGUGAUACUCCGCAUCUGUUGUGCCCUGAGUGAGACAUGGGUAAGGUGAGACGAAGUAAGAAGCCCCCUCCCGAAGGCUGGGAGCUGAUCGAGCCCACACUGGACGAACUGGAGCAAAAAAUGCGCGAAUGUGAGACAGAGUCACACGAAGGCAAGCGCAAGGUGGAGUCUCUGUGGCCCAUCUUCAAGAUCCACCACCAGAAGUCCCGAUACGUGUUUGACCUCUUCCACAAGCGGAAGGCCAUCAGCAAAGAGCUUUACGAGUACUGCAUCCGGGAGGGCCUCGCUGACCGCAACCUAAUGGCCAAGUGGAAGAAGCAGGGCUACGAGAACCUGUGCUGCCUGCGAUGCAUCCAGACCAGGGACACCAACUUCGGCACCAACUGCAUCUGCCGCGUCCCCAAGGCAAAGCUCGAGGAGGGCAAGAUAGUCGAGUGUGUCCACUGUGGCUGCAGAGGGUGCUCUGGAUGAAGAAUUUGUCUCAUCGCUACCAUUACCAGAAGUUGAUAUGCAGUGUCGCCUAUAAAGCUGUCCCAUUUCUACUACCACAAA